UCUAUGGGCCGCGGAGGGGGGGAAGGUUGCGAGCGGGGCGGCGGAGUCAACGAGGAGCCGGUUGCUCGUUGAGGCGAGAGAGGGCGGGAGGUUUCAGCAGGCCGCGGGGCUCUUCGCCUUCCCCUUUCCCUUCCCUUCUCCCUGAUGUGAGCGGCCCCCCCGGCUUGUGAGGGCCCGGCGGGAGAGAGAGAGAGAGGAGCGGGGCGAUGAAGAAGGACGUGAGGAUCCUGCUGGUGGGAGAACCCAGAGUUGGGAAGACGUCACUUAUUAUGUCUCUUGUCAGUGAAGAAUUUCCCGAAGAGGUUCCUCCCCGAGCAGAAGAAAUCACCAUUCCAGCUGAUGUUACCCCAGAGAGAGUGCCAACCCAUAUAGUGGAUUAUUCAGAAGCCGAACAAAGUGACGAACAGCUCCAUAAUGAAAUAUCGCAAGCGAAUGUAAUUUGCAUAGUAUAUGCAGUUAACAACAAGAAUUCAAUUGAAAAGGUAACAAGUCGAUGGAUUCCUCUCAUUAAUGAAAGAACAGACAAAGACAGCAGGCUGCCUCUUAUACUAGUUGGGAACAAAUCAGAUCUGGUUGAAUACAGUAGUAUGGAGACGAUCCUUCCCAUUAUGAACCAAUAUACAGAGAUAGAAACUUGCGUAGAGUGCUCAGCCAAGAACUUGAAGAACAUAUCCGAACUAUUUUAUUAUGCGCAGAAAGCUGUUCUACAUCCUACAGGACCCCUCUAUUGUCCAGAGGAAAAAGAGAUGAAGCCUGCCUGUAUAAAAGCACUAACUCGGAUCUUCAGGAUUUCCGAUCAGGAUAACGAUGGCACCCUUAAUGAUGCAGAACUCAACUUCUUUCAGCGAAUUUGUUUUAAUACACCGUUGGCACCUCAAGCACUGGAAGACGUAAAGAAUGUAGUCCGGAAAAAUCUAAGCGAUGGAGUUGCAGAUAAUGGAUUAACAUUAAAGGGUUUUCUUUUUCUACACACACUAUUUAUUCAGCGAGGGAGACAUGAAACAACCUGGACAGUAUUGCGGCGUUUUGGAUAUGAUGAUGACCUCGAGCUGACACCAGAGUAUUUAUUUCCUUUAUUAAAAAUACCUCCGGACUGCACAACAGAGUUGAAUCACCAUGCGUAUUUGUUCCUCCAAAGCAUUUUUGAUAAGCAUGAUUUGGACCGAGAUUGUGCUUUGUCUCCUGAUGAACUCAAGGAUUUGUUCAAAAUCUUCCCUUAUAUGCCGUGGGGACCAGAUGUCAACAGCACCGUUUGUACAAAUGAAAGGGGAUGGAUAACGUAUCAGGGAUUUCUCUCUCAGUGGACACUAACUACGUAUUUGGAUGUACAGCGCUGCCUGGAAUAUUUGGGCUACUUAGGAUAUUCAAUAUUGACUGAACAGGAAUCCCAGGCAUCGGCAAUUACAGUAACUAGAGAUAAAAAGAUUGACCUACAGAAAAAACAGACUCAGAGGAACGUGUUCAGGUGCAAUCUAAUUGGGUUGAAAGGCUCUGGAAAAAGUGGAGUCCUCCAGGCACUGCUUGGAAGAAACCUAAUGAGAAAGAAGCAUAUACGUCCAGAGCACAAAUCUUAUUAUGCAAUUAAUACAGUCUAUGUGUAUGGACAAGAAAAAUACUUACUGUUGCAUAACAUUUGUGAAUCUGACUUCUUAUGUGAUUCUGAAAUCAUGUGUGAUGCUGUAUGCCUGGUGUAUGAUGUCAGCAACCCCAAAUCCUUUGAAUACUGUGCCAGGAUUUUUAAGCAACACUUCAUGGACAGCAGGAUACCUUGCUUAGUGAUAGCUGCCAAGUCAGACCUUCAUGAAGUUAGACAAGAGUACAGCAUUUCGCCAGCCGACUUCUGCAAAAAACACAAAAUGCCUCCACCACAAGCCUUUUCUUGUAACACGGUUGAUGCACCGAGUAAGGACAUCUUUGUUAAGUUGACAACGAUGGCCAUGUAUCCCCAUGCCCGAUUACGCUGUAUGUGCACCUGCAACAGGUGUACAUUUUGCAUCUGUCAGAACCUCCUCAACUCAGACUUGCUGCAAUCUGUAAAGAACAAACUCUUCACCGCAGUUCUUAACAGGUUAAGAGCCGCUGUAGCUGAAUUGGGUGCCAUGCUGUUAUCAGACGAGGAGAGCAGUAUUGUUCACCAGGUGCACGCCGUCCGCUCUGUAGAGGAUUCCAUCUUCAUGGAGUCAUCCCUUGAUCCUCAGUUACUUGAAGACAGGCAUGUGACGCAAGCAGACCUCAAGAGCUCCACCUUUUGGCUUCGAGCGAGUUUUGGUGCUACAGUCUUUGCCGUUUUGGGCUUUGCCAUGUACAGAGCAUUACUAAAGCAGCGAUGAUCUGGAAGAAAAGCACGCUUCUCGCAGGGGAGGGGCCUACCAAAAGGGAAAGAGAAAGAAACUUUUAUGUACAUUCUAAAUCCGCUAGAAAUAUUUAUAUAUGCGAGUUACUUUAUUACUUGUAAUUCACGGAUAAGAUUAUUUUAAAUGAUAGCUCUAAA
This is a messenger RNA of Lacerta agilis (Sand lizard), 2491 nucleotides long. It is a transcript of the gene RHOT1, whose product is annotated as ras homolog family member T1. NCBI's taxonomy places the organism in Eukaryota, Metazoa, Chordata, Lepidosauria, Squamata, Lacertidae. Gene Ontology annotation, cellular component: mitochondrial outer membrane. The coding region runs from base 207 to 2330 and encodes 707 amino acids. Gene Ontology annotation, biological process: mitochondrion transport along microtubule; small GTPase-mediated signal transduction; mitochondrion organization. Gene Ontology annotation, molecular function: calcium ion binding; GTP binding; GTPase activity. The transcript is spliced from 21 exons. The record is from RefSeq and is a predicted model, not a curated record.